Messenger RNA from Danio aesculapii, 423 nucleotides. RefSeq names its product family with sequence similarity 241 member A (gene fam241a). The record is from RefSeq and is a predicted model, not a curated record. Gene Ontology annotation, cellular component: intracellular membrane-bounded organelle. Lineage: Eukaryota; Metazoa; Chordata; Actinopteri; Cypriniformes; Danionidae.
AUGUCAAAUACUAAUCGUAUCGUAAAUGAUGCAGAGACACGUCAUCAUCGCGACUUCUUUACCGGGACGCGAGAACGGAGCGGGUGUCGACACCAGCAUGAGCGCGCUGUCAAAACACCACACAGAGAACUAAAUGACCUCAGGGGAAGAGAAAGACCAUACAAUGCUGAGCCAUCACAAGGACCUGCCGAACCAGAGGCUCCACAGGUGGACGACUGCGAGAAGAUGGGCACUUUGUUCGGGGAGCUCAACAAGUGUUUGAGGGGGUCUGUCACCCAGCUUUACUUCGGAGAGAGAUCGUGGAGCCAGUGGUCGUGCUGGUUUUUUUGGUUGCUGCUGUGGUUCCUCGGGAAUCCAGGCACGUUGGCCUUGUGGGGAACUCUGUGCAUCAUAACUCAUUUUACAUCCAGAAAUAGCAGAUGA